Messenger RNA from Orussus abietinus, 3987 nucleotides. Its product is annotated as cilia- and flagella-associated protein 65. NCBI's taxonomy places the organism in Eukaryota, Metazoa, Arthropoda, Insecta, Hymenoptera, Orussidae. The transcript has 19 exons. The record is from RefSeq and is a predicted model, not a curated record. Bases 1 to 3987 code for a protein of 1328 amino acids.
AUGGAUUGUUGCGCUACGGGAAAUACCCGCGUGAUUAAAAUAGAAUUCGGAAAGGUUCAAGCGGGUAUGACAGUUGUCAAAACUCUUAAAAUAGUUAAUGAAAGUCAGCAGGAGCAGACGUACGAGGCUCGAAGAGACCCGAUAACGAACCCUUUGGAUUAUGUCUUCAAUUUGCAUGCAUAUAGUUGGUCUUUGCCUCCAGGGGGUACCUUUGAAUGUGACAUAUGCUAUAAGCCAUUGACACCGUUCUACAAAAACAUAGAUUACUUCAGCAUAACUGAUUGCACUCAAGUCUAUUACAAAAUAAUUGUGCAUGGCACUUGCAUUGGUCCAAAUGUUUACUGCUCGGUAUCUAAAAUGAUAUUGACAAACCCUAAGAAAGGUGACUGGGCAAAGAAGAGAAUGUUACUAACUAAUAAUUCCAAAGUAUCUGCGUAUUUCAUGUUUGAUAUAGACUUAACACAGUGUCCUUUCAAGCUUGACAUUGUCAAUGGUGUCUUGAAACCAAAUGCUCAUGUAUAUAUUACACUUACAUUCUGUCCUCCAGAUCUGGGACAUUAUGCAUUUCAUUUACCGUGUCUAAUACAGAAUCAGAGUCCUAUCAUUAUUGAGCUUUAUGGAUACAAUGGUACUUCGUUCCAGAAUCAGGAGCAAUUUCAUUCAAAAAUGUUUCCACGCCCUCUGUACAAAGCAAAAGGUUUCGAAGGUUACAUGAGUGACAGCGUUAUAAUUAGAGAUGAAAAUACUCCACCGAUAUCACUAUCUUAUAACUACAUUGAUUUUGGACAAACUAAUGUUGGUGGCAAGAAUGCAUCUCAACGGAUACCACGAACAAUCUGCCUCACGAAUCACAGUCAAUUAGACAUUUUCAUGAAGUGGGACGAAGAUGUUGAUGGAUCCUUUUGCAUUAAGCCAACAACUGCCCAGGUUCAACAACGACAAUCAACCCUCUUCGAAGUUCACUUUGAUCCUUCCGUUGAGAGAGAUGUUUUCUACAAAGAAUUACUUGGAAGAAUAUUUUGGGGACCCAUGACUUCUUGGACAUGCCAAAAUUUAUUAACACCUUCAUUGACUGUUCCACUGGUCAUUACAAUCAGAUUAAUCGGACAUUCCUUUCCAAGUGACUCCGACAUUUGGAUACCACAGUAUGAUGUGCCAAGAACAGUAAUUAUGCCACCAUGUGUCCCCCCAAUCUCAGUGUACACAACUUUUAUGAUAAAAAGACGUGGCUACGUGCCUCUGAUGUUUCGCUUCAUACCACCAGCAACUAGUCAUUUCAUUGUUAAACCAAUGAUUGGUGUAAUUCGCAAUGAUUACCAAAUAGUUACUUUGGGGAUGUUUCCCGAAGAAGAGGGACAACCUCUUUAUAUUGAACGAUGGGCAAUUCAAUUCAACGGAAACUGUCAAUAUGAGGUGCCGAUAGAUUUUAGAGGUUUUACAGAGUCUCCGAGUGUCAUUUUCAAUAACAACGAUCUAGUGGCUUUCCAACCGGUUCACCCUGGUUGUUACCAGAGUCAGGAGCUCACCAUGCGUAACGUUACUCGCCACUGCAUUUUGUAUUCAUUCAAUGAUGUACCCGAAGAGUUGAAUCUUCAAAGUAUUGAAGGUCGAAUACAUCCCAAUGAAAUACUCACACAUAAUUGGAUAUUUUGUCCUCUGAAAUUAAGAGACUACACUUUUAAGAUUGAUUGUUGUUUAACUAGUUUGAUUGGUAGACGAGCCAUUGGAACUUUGGUGAAUGUCCCGAUCAAUGUUACGGGGAAGAGUGAGCCAGGCAUUUUAGUGGCAAUACCUAACGAAAUAAAUUUUGGAAUCGUUGGCUAUGGAACAACCAAGACGCUCAGUUUCAACGUAUUCAACUUUAGUGGAGUGGAAAUUCAUUUUCAAAUGUCCUGUCAGCAUCGUGGCAUUCCUGUUGGUGAUGUGCAAAAUGACAUUCAUAUUCACCCUACUUCAGGGACUGUUCGUCAGGGAAAGAAAGAAAGACUUUACGUUUCGAUUACUCCUCAUGAGCCUGGCUUCUAUGAGCUUUCUAUAAUAUAUUUUAUUAGACCGAACGCUGUAACUGAUAGCAUUGUAAGUAAUGUGGAGCCGAUAAAUGUUUGCAAAGUAAAUUGCAUGUGUCUUCUUCCGACAUUACAGAUUAAGGAUUUAUUGUAUUACGGCACUGGUCCCAAUACGAGCAAGGUUCGUCUUUGGAACAUGCUGAAAGUGAACAAGUUAAACUCAUUUCUGGAAACUUCAAAGCCUGGUCAAAAGGAGAUAUUUAAUGUCCAUUUUCCAGAGCUAGUAUUAAACGAUGAACCUCUUUUGAUAAAGCUCUUGAUAAUUAAUCCGACACCGAUAAUAGCUUCAUGGAUUUUAAAGAGAAUUCAAAUUUGUUCAUGUCCCCGUGUUCCCAAAAAAGGAGGAAGCAUGACUUUCAAGUCAACUGAGUUCAAUUGCCAGCAUCGAGAAGCAUGUACUAUUUAUCCAAAGGAAAGGUCUCUGCAAAAAAAUGAGACUGCAGUGUUGACAAUAGAGGUAAAGUACAAAUUGCAGGGGCUGACUACGCUGCAAUGGGAUUUAGAAUUUGGUCAAGAUCGGCAUGUAAUAUGGAAUGCUGAAAUUGUUGGUCUUUCUGAACAUGAAUGUGGUCCUACAUUAUUUGAUAGUCCACGCAUAAUACUGAACAACAUUUAUAUUGGCGAUAUGAAUCCAGUGUAUCAGCUAUGUUGGAUGUAUAAUGACAUGGAUCAUGAUGUAUCAUACACUUUAGAUACAAGCCAGAUACAUAAAGUUAACGAAGCCUUUACCACUAAUGUUUUCUCCUGCGAGGAAUCCCAUGGCAUCAUGAAGGCUCGGUCCACAAAAUCACUGAUCUUCAAGUUCCAUCCCAGGCAGUUUGGUAAAUUUGAAGUGGUAGUUCCGAUGAAGUUAGGCAACAAGCAGACGGAUCUGUUGUUGAAAGGGGAAGGUAUUAGUUUUGACAUUUCAAAGCCAACAAAAGAAGUGUCACCAGUUCUUGAUACUUUCUGUGUACCAGAAGUUCCGGUAUACUUCAACACAGACCAUAUAUCGAUUAUGCCUGUACCGACUCAUUCCAAAGUAACAAGGAUGAUAAUGAUCCGCAAUACGCUAAAAAACGACGUAAUUGGAUACAAAUGGCAAAAUUACAGUCUACCAAAUCUUCUUCGCAUUAACAUUCAGCCCACUACAGGUCGAAUCCAACCAGACUCCGUACAAACCUUUCGAUUGACUGUGCAUACAGGGGGACUUCCCUUUAAAGGCAAUGCAGAUAUCACGUGUGAAUUCAUGAAUCUCAGCAAAAAACGUCUCUACCAGAAAAGUUUAAUUAUGCAAGAUAUUCUUCACAAAGAACUGGAGGGGCAAUUUGUUAUUACAGAAAAAGGUCUCAGUGUGCCGAACGCUCCCAUGAAUGAAGUGAAAAAUCCAAAGCCUUUUUACAAAGGUCUUACUAUACGCUGUGGUACCUACAGUUUACCAGAUGAAAACUUGAAAGUUAGUAUCGAUGAUCAAUUGAAAAACACACCGCCAAAUGAGUUUAGUAUUCCAUCGGUUUUACCUAAAUUACAUGCUUCGGAAGAAGUUUUAGACAUGUCAACAUUCAUUUUGGAAGGUCUUAUAUGGGAUAUCCUUUAUAGUGAUGAUUUUAAGCGAGUAAUGAAGGAAAAUUUAAUCCCACCGAAAGACAUGUUAUAUUCUCAAUUUGUAAUGGAUCCUAGUGAACGAAAGCGUCUCUCAGAAAGAUCUUAUAUAACACCUCCAAAACGCCUUCUUGAAUCUUUACUGGAAGAAAUGAUAUUUACGAUUAUCCAUGAAGAGUUUGCAUUGGACACUGCUCACCUUGGACAACAAACCGAUAUCAGACAGUUUACAUAUCACAAGAUUAUUCCACAGAUACGUCAAAACCAUAUGAACAAAUGUUAUCAACGCAGGAUUCUGAAGAAGUAUCCAUUGAAAAAGCCGAUACGAAAACUUCUGUGA